GCCACUCGCCCAAUCCCAAAUGACGCUUCUCGUCUUUUAUCCUUUCGCAGAUUCCAUGCAAUUUGCUCGCCUCUUCAGUCUUUGCUAAUCAGUCGUCACUUCAAGGAAAUUUCCAAAGCACCACCGUUUCUGGGUUUCUUGUCCUCCCUCUUGUACUUCGGUUCCUCCAGGAAAAGAAACUUUAAUGGCGUCUUUCUCAAUCGGCACCACCCCUUCCCACCUCUUCAAGAGGCACGAAUUGCUUCCGCCGUCACACAUUUCCCUUCUUCGCACCCACCCUUCACUUCCCUCUUCCAAGUCUCUGUUUGGCUCAUCUUUGUGUGGCACCAGAGGUUCGAGACUGCUCGGAAGUGGCAUUCUUGCUCGAGCUGAAGAGAAAGCCAAAGAGGAGUCGUCGUCGUCGUCGUCAUCUUCUUCUUCGGUUGAUCAACAGCAAGCUCAACCCAAUUCCGAGAUGCGGUUUAAGGACCUUACUUCUGGGUCAUGUGAUCCCCUAUGUUCAGUUGAUGAAGUAAGCUCACAAGAAUUUGAAGCUUCGUAUCAACCUGAGACUGAUUUGGUAAAAGCUCUAGCAAUUUUUGCUGCAGCUGCUACAGGAGCUGUGGCCAUUAAUCACUCAUGGGUUGCUGCUAAUCAGGAUCUUGCUAUGGCGAUUUUGUUUGUAUUAGGAUAUGCAGGCAUAAUCUUUGAAGAAUCUCUAGCCUUCAAUAAAAGUGGAGUGGGAUUAUUGAUGGCUGUGAGCUUAUGGGUUGUGCGAAGUAUCGGGGCUCCAUCAACUGAUGUAGCUGUCUCAGAGCUGAGACAUGCAUCAGCUGAAGUCAGUGAGAUAGUCUUUUUCUUGCUUGGUGCAAUGACCAUCGUGGAGAUAGUAGAUGCUCAUCAAGGAUUCAAGCUGGUUACCGACAAUAUAACCUCUCGGAAACCGCGUACUCUUCUCUGGGCGGUUGGUUUUGUGACAUUUUUCCUAAGUGCUAUCCUGGACAAUUUGACAUCUACGAUUGUCAUGGUGUCUUUGUUGCGGAAGCUAGCACCUCCUUCUGAAUACCGCAAGCUUCUUGGGGCUGUUGUGGUUAUAGCCGCAAAUGCUGGUGGUUCCUGGACUCCCAUAGGUGAUGUUACCACCACUAUGCUUUGGAUUCACGGUCAGAUAUCCACACUGCAGACAAUGAAGGAUUUGUUCAUCCCAUCGGCAGUUUCUCUAGCUGUGCCACUGGCUCUUUUGUCCCUUACCAGUGAAGUUAACGGGAAGGGACAGGAGUCUGCCGAUGUUUUGGCAUUUGAACAGGUGGCUCCUCGAGGACAGCUUGUUUUCUCUGUGGGUCUUGGCGCACUAAUAUUUGUUCCAGUUUUUAAAGCUUUGACCGGUCUGCCUCCUUACAUGGGUAUGUUGCUCGGACUUGGAGUUCUUUGGAUUCUAACAGAUGCAAUUCAUUAUGGUGAAUCCGAGCGGCAAAGGUUGAAAGUACCACAGGCUUUAUCUCGGAUCGACACCCAAGGAGCCCUUUUCUUCCUCGGAAUUCUGUUAUCUGUGAGCAGCCUGGAGGCAGCAGGAAUUCUUAGGGAGUUGGCGAAUUACCUUGAUGCACAUAUACCUAAUGUCGAACUGAUUGCUGGGUCAAUUGGGGUGGUUUCUGCAAUUAUUGACAACGUUCCGCUGGUUGCUGCAACAAUGGGGAUGUAUGAUCUGAUCUCAUUCCCGCAGGAUUCAGAGUUUUGGCAGCUGGUUGCCUUUUGCGCUGGCACUGGUGGGUCCAUGCUAGUUAUUGGCUCGGCAGCUGGUGUGGCAUUUAUGGGGAUGGAAAAGGUGGACUUCUUUUGGUACUUGCGAAAGGUGAGCGGCUUUGCCUUUGCGGGCUAUGCUGCUGGGAUUGCUGCCUAUUUAGCCAUUCAUAAUCUCAACAUCUCUCUUCCAACAACUCUGGCUCAUGUCCCGUUUCUUUCUGGCUCAUGAAAACUAUUUCCCGAGCAUGGAGUUAGUAUUUCGGAGAUGGAACAGAGGCCGUCUCUUCCAAGACAAUGGUUACUUGCUCUGCUGUUGAUCUACUAUGGAGCUCGAGCGGCAUGUACCAUACCAAAUGGAGAUUGGAUUCUCUGAGAACGUAGGCUACGUCAGAAAGAGCUUAUCGCGGCUGGCGGUGCAAAAGGUUUUCUUGUUUUUUUUGUUUCUGCUCUCUUUUACUGUGUAAUGAUGGCUGAUAAAAGCAAUAAGGUUCGGCAUGCUAAAAGUUACCGGAUGAAAAAGACUGAUUGUACUUCAGUAAAACAUACCGAAGCAGAAAUUCCAGGAGUUAUCAUGUAUAUGGAGUCAAACGUUGUACACCUAACACAUCAGGACAGUACGGACUUAAACCAGACUCCAGGGAUUCUUUGGAUUUUACUGUUCAUUCAACGUAUUGUGUCUGAAAGUGAUUUGUCUUUUUGUAUUCUGAUAUUCUUCUAUUCCUAAAUCAAAAUGAGACGAAUCCUGAA
Rhodamnia argentea is the source of this 2469-nucleotide messenger RNA. Its product is annotated as sodium/proton antiporter 1. The record is from RefSeq and is a predicted model, not a curated record. Gene Ontology annotation, molecular function: antiporter activity. Gene Ontology annotation, cellular component: membrane. The coding region runs from base 185 to 1951 and encodes 588 amino acids. NCBI's taxonomy places the organism in Eukaryota, Viridiplantae, Streptophyta, Magnoliopsida, Myrtales, Myrtaceae. Gene Ontology annotation, biological process: transmembrane transport; sodium ion transport. The transcript is spliced from 10 exons.